Neofelis nebulosa (Clouded leopard) is the source of this 830-nucleotide messenger RNA. Its product is annotated as oncomodulin. Gene Ontology annotation, cellular component: cytoplasm; nucleus. Gene Ontology annotation, molecular function: calcium ion binding. The record is from RefSeq and is a predicted model, not a curated record. NCBI's taxonomy places the organism in Eukaryota, Metazoa, Chordata, Mammalia, Carnivora, Felidae. Bases 246 to 575 code for a protein of 109 amino acids. The transcript has 4 exons.
UUGUAUUUUUUAAAAUUUUGUCUUUGAAGAACAUUCAGGAGACAAAGGGGGCUGGGAGCCUUCCCGCUUAUGGUUUUUAUGUGGGUGUUCUGUCCCAUCACUUAAUACAACGGCACGCUUAUCACAUUUUAAACCUUCCCCACAAAGACAGUUUCAGGGGCCUGGGAAGGGGUCGUGCUCCUGGACGUGCGUGUUCCCGCUUGCCAUUUACCACAUCUCAUGUGUUCUGUGUGAACAGGUGGAAAAUGAGCAUCACAGACGUCCUUAGUGCCGACGACAUUGCCGCAGCCCUGCAGGAGUGCCAAGACCCAGAUACUUUUGAACCCCAAAAAUUCUUCCAGACAUCGGGCCUCUCCAAGAUGUCGGCCAGUCAGGUGAAGGAUGUUUUUCGGUUCAUAGACAAUGAUCAGAGUGGGUAUCUGGAUGAAGAAGAGCUUAAGUUUUUCCUCCAGAAGUUUGAGAGCAGUGCUAGAGAGCUGACAGAGUCAGAAACCAAGUCCUUGAUGGCGGCUGCAGAUAAUGACGGUGACGGGAAAAUCGGGGCUGACGAAUUCCAGGAAAUGGUGCAUUCUUAAAAGCCGCAGGCUGUGGAGAUAGAGACAAUCAGCCAGAAGGCCUCCAAAGCCCCUAGAAAUGGGAAACCCACUACCUGCCCCUAAUUUAUGUAUUCAUUCCCCCGGAUGUGCUUCUUCAAUUUGCCCCCUGUUUUAGCGAGGUAACAAGGCAGUCACUCGUGAAUUUUCGGUGGUCAGUACGCCCUGAUGACUCCUGUAAGGCCCUUGGCAGACGAUGCCUUUAAAAUUCACCCAAUAAAGAUACGUUUCUCAUCA